Mus musculus (house mouse) is the source of this 3162-nucleotide messenger RNA. RefSeq names its product methylphosphate capping enzyme (gene Mepce). The transcript is spliced from 3 exons. Bases 526 to 2658 code for a protein of 710 amino acids. Gene Ontology annotation, cellular component: ribonucleoprotein complex; 7SK snRNP; nucleus. Gene Ontology annotation, molecular function: RNA binding; RNA 5'-gamma-phosphate methyltransferase activity; S-adenosylmethionine-dependent methyltransferase activity. The record is from RefSeq and is a predicted model, not a curated record. NCBI's taxonomy places the organism in Eukaryota, Metazoa, Chordata, Mammalia, Rodentia, Muridae. Gene Ontology annotation, biological process: positive regulation of protein localization to Cajal body; regulation of gene expression; snRNA metabolic process.
GGGAUCGCACGGCAGAGACAAAGGAUAUCAGUAGGGCUUGGACUUAGCAGCGAAGGGAAGUCGGGUGUCCGUGUGGGGCGGUGGGCGUCUCGGGCUGGGGGAGGGUGAGGUAAUUAGGGAGGGGGGCUGUAUUUAAACUCUCGGAGCCGUUAAGUUGGUUCGCACUCCCGAUGCGCGCGCAGCCUGGGUGGUGGCGGAGCGCGCAUGCGUGGGUCCUGGGCGAGCGGGACGCGCGCCCGUCGUGCGCGCUCGCGGCAGAGUGGUAGUGGCGGAGAAAAGGGAGUCGGCGCACGCGCAGUUGGUUCCUCGGCUUGUCCGGGUCUCGCGGGCAUCUUGUUUUGGUCUCGCGGGCGAGUGGAGCGCGCUUGGUGUGUCGCGGGAGGGAGGUGGAGGCGCGAGGCAGAGCUGCGCGCGCACUCGGGGAAGGAGGGAGUGAGGUGGUCUUAGGAAGGGUUACAGGGGGCUUCCCCUUGCUCUCUUCUCAGUACCCUCGCUUGAGAAGGGGAAAUUAAACAGGGAGAGGAGAUGAUCGAGAUGGCGGCGGAGAAGGAGCCCUUUCUGGUGCCGGCCCCGCCGCCGCCGCUCAAAGAUGAGUCGGGCGGAGGGGGCGGCCCCGAGGUGCAAUCGCACCAAGAGGCUGCCUCCGGGGAGCUCCGUGAUGGGACAGAACACGGGCCGGGCCCUCGCGCGCACUCGGCCGGGGCCGCAGCCAGCGGAGGGGGCGGCCCCCAGGCACAGGCGCACGGGGAGCCCCACGGGCGAGCCGCCGCUCCUGCGGACGUGGGGGAGGAGCGCCGGGGAGGGGGCGGGACGGACCUGGGUCCCCCAGCCCCUCCUCGACCUCGCAAUGGCUACCAGCCCCACCGACCCCCUGGGGGUGGUGGGGGCAAAAGAAGAAAUAGCUGUAACGUGGGGGGAGGGAGCGGUGGAAGCUUCAAACAUCCGGCCUUCAAGAGGCGCCGGCGAGUGAAUUCAGACUGCGACUCUGUGUUACCAUCCAAUUUCCUUCUGGGGGGUAACAUAUUUGAUCCACUGAACCUGAAUAGCCUCCUGGAUGAGGAAGUGAGUCGCGCACUCAAUGCGGAGACCCCAAAGUCAUCCCCACUUCCGGCCAAGGGGCGAGACCCUGUGGAGAUCCUCAUCCCCAAAGAUAUUACUGACCCGCUCAGUCUCAACACUUGCACUGACGAGGCCCAUGUAGUGCUUGCCUCACCACUCAAGAUUGGUCGCAAGCGCCAUAGACACCGGGGACCGCACCACCAGCAGCAGCAGCAGGCGUCUGGAGGGAAUGAUAGCAACGCCGCCGUGCUGCCCACUGACCCUCUCACGCCCUCACUCCAUGGGGAGGGUGCUACGCAGCAGCAGCAAAACAGAGGCCAGAACCGUGAUGCCCCUCAACCCUAUGAACUCAACACAGCCAUCAACUGCAGGGAUGAAGUUGUGUCUCCCCUUCCAUCUGCCCUGCAGGGUUCCUCAGGCUCCCUUUCUGCCCCUCCAGCUGCCUCAGUUACCUCUGCACCCUCUACUUCUUCCUCCUCCCGACAUCGCAAACGUCGCAGGACUUCCAGCAAGUCAGAGGCAGGGGCUAGGGGUGGAAGCCAGGGUUCCAAGGAAAAGGGCAGAGGGAGUGGAGGAGGCCGUCACCACCACCACCCACUACCUGCAACUGGCUUCAAAAAGCAACAGCUAAAGUUCCAAUAUGGGAAUUACUGCAAGUACUAUGGCUAUCGCAAUCCUUCCUGUGAGGACGUGCGCCUUAGGGUGUUGAAGCCCGAGUGGUUUCAAGGCCGGGACGUCCUAGAUCUGGGCUGCAACGUUGGCCAUCUGACCCUAAGUAUUGCCUGCAAGUGGGGCCCAGCCCGCAUGGUGGGGCUGGACAUUGAUCCACGGCUUAUCCACUCUGCUCGCCAAAAUAUCCGACACUACCUGUCGGAGGAGCUUCGUCUCCAAGCUCAGACUUCUGAGGGGGACCCAGGGACAGAGGGGGAGGAAGGGACUAUCACUGUCCGAAAAAGGAGCUGCUUCCCAGCCUCACUGACAGCCAGCCGGGGUCCCAUCGCUGCACCCCAAGUGCCCUUGGAUGGAGCGGACACAUCUGUCUUCCCCAACAAUGUCGUCUUCGUCACGGGUAACUAUGUCCUGGACCGAGAUGAGCUGGUGGAUGCCCAAAGACCGGAGUAUGAUGUGGUGCUGUGCUUCAGCCUCACCAAGUGGGUGCACCUGAACUGGGGUGAUGAGGGGCUGAAGAGAAUGUUCCGCCGCAUCUACCGGCACCUGCGCCCUGGGGGUAUUCUGGUCCUGGAGCCCCAACCAUGGUCCUCCUACUGCAAGAGAAAGUCUCUCACGGAAACAAUCUAUAAGAACUACUUUCGAAUCCAGUUGAAGCCAGAACAGUUCAGUUCCUACCUGACAUCCCCAGAGGUGGGUUUCUCCAGCUAUGAGCUUGUGGCCACACCGAAUAACACCUCCAGAGGUAAGAAGGGCUCGUUUUUUUGGGCUGGGAGGGGAUCGUCCUGGCUGCAAGGGUAUAGGCCCUGUGGAGAACCCCAGGGUCCUACCCACCUGCCUCUGUCUUCCCUUCAGGCUUCCAGCGUCCUGUGUACUUGUUCCACAAGGCUCGAUCCCCCAGCCACUAAGUGGCCUUCUGAGAAGUUGUAAAGAGGCUGCCCUUGCUGCUCCUGAGGACCUGGGGGGAAAGGAAAUUAUUCCAAGGUCUUUCCUAACUCCAAAAAGUUUCUCCUUUUCUUGGAUCUGUCAAGAGAGCUUUUCCUAAGUUGCUACCCCACAUCUCCUCCCUGUCACCUCUGGCACUUGAGCAAGCCCAGCUGUGCUGGAAUUCCAUCAGCUUCCUCUCCUAGCCCGCUGGGCUGGAUGGCAUGGACUGUUUGCUGACUCUGCCCACCUGGGACAGGGGAAGGGGGAAUGUCGAGUUCUCCAGGCCCUUCCUCCUGUUCUCAGGGGACUUCCCGCUUCUCCUCAGCCUUUGUUCCUAGCUGCACUUAAAUGGACCAUGGAUGGACUAAGGGUGUUAGAGGGGAAGUUUGGUAAGGAGACACACAGGUACUGUGAAAGUCCUUCUGCUGUCCCCCGGUGGGAGGGAGCUGGGUUUGGAAAUGUGAGAACAGCACAAUAAACUUGAUAACUAGGGCAGUGGCCCCCGCA